This is a messenger RNA of Condylura cristata (star-nosed mole), 1849 nucleotides long. RefSeq names its product CMRF35-like molecule 7. Gene Ontology annotation, molecular function: transmembrane signaling receptor activity. The record is from RefSeq and is a predicted model, not a curated record. NCBI's taxonomy places the organism in Eukaryota, Metazoa, Chordata, Mammalia, Eulipotyphla, Talpidae. Gene Ontology annotation, cellular component: plasma membrane. The transcript is spliced from 4 exons. The coding region runs from base 77 to 634 and encodes 185 amino acids.
GUGGCUCCAACACCGCUUCCAGGGCUGCCAGGGACCCCCCAGUGCGCUCAGGGCUCAGCAGGGGCCCGGGGGAGUCAUGUGGCUGCCCCCCGCUCUUCUCCUCCUCAGCCUCCCAGGGUGCUUCUCCCGCCAAGGCUCGGAGUCUGUGAGCGGCUGGGAGCGAGGAUCCCUGACCGUGCCGUGUCGCUAUGGCCACGGCUGGGGGAACUACGUGAAGUACUGGUGCCGAGGGGCUGCCUGGAGCAGCUGCCGGAUCCUCGUUAGCACCACUGGGACAGAGCAGGAGGCGAGGGAGGGCCGCCUGUCCAUCAGGGACCAUCAGGGAGACCGCGUGUUCACCGUGACCAUGGAGGCGCUCAGGCUGGGCGACACGGACACUUACUGGUGUGGGAUUGAGAGAGUCGGAGCUGACUUAGGGGACAAAGUCCAAGUGACCGUUUUCCCAGAGGGAACAGAUCUGAACCCACCGACCAGCAACCACACAGCGGUCGCCUCCGGCCCCCACGCCAGGACCCGCCACGUGCUCCUGGUGUUCGUGAAGGUGCCCAUCCUGCUCCUCGCCGUGGGGGCCGUGCUCUGGUGGAAGCAGGCCGCGGGGAGCCCCUCGCUACAAGCUUGUCCUCUGGCCGUCUGAGCAGACCCAGCCCGCAGACAGUGAACGGAAAUCCCACCCUGGGCCCCAUUCCAGCGGAGAGAGGGCUCAGGGGGAGCGUCUGGGAGCCUGGGGGGGCGUCCGAGCCAGGGCCUGGCGCCUCUAGCCCCUGCGCCACCAGGGAGGCCCUGCAUGUUGCUGUUUAUACCCAAGAGGGGCAGAGCCUGGGAGGGCGGAUGCGGAGGCUCCCCCCCCCCCCACCGCCUUCUGGAGUCGGAGGGGGGGCGGGAGGCCCUGUGGCCCAGAGCGGAGCUGUGUUCGGGACACGCGCAGACCCGGCGCCUCGGCCCCGGCACACACACACACACACCAGACACCUGCGUGAGCCGGGCCGAGCCGGGCGGCCGGAGGGGCCUCCCGGCUGCAGAACACGCCUAGGUGAGCCCCGGAGCACCUGCGGCCUGGCGAGCUAGGAAGACCCAGCGCUUCUGGGACAAAGCCCGGCGGUGCUGCAAGGCCGCUCUGGGCUUUCUCUUCUCUGACAGUGCUGAGGCAGGAAAAAAACCCGCCCUGUGUGUGCGCAUCGCGGGGUAAGGCUGGGCAGGGGCCCUGAGAAAGCCUGGGGGUCUCUGCGGGGGGGACAGACGCCACUCUGAGUAAGGGAGCCGGAGCCCCGCAGGACGGGGAGGCAGGGCGCAUGGAUCCCGGCUGCCGGCUGCUCUGCCUGGAUCCCCUCCUCCGUCCCCCCUCCUCCGUCCCCCGCUCCCCCUUUGCUCACCUCAGAGGUGCAGGAGGGUCCACGCUUCUCCCAGACGUUUCCCUGCAAUUUCUGGAACGCUCAGUCCUCCGCCGGAGCGGGCGCCCUGGGGACGCUUGCAGGUGAAGGGCAGGAGGGCAGAGGAAGGCCGCAGCAGGCACCUGCCUGUCUUGUCUGCCCCCCUGGGGUGCGGGGGCACAGCAGCCAGAGAGACUGAGGAGGCCACAGGAAAUGGGGGCGCCCGGAGCGGCCCUGGUGAAGCUGAGCUGCUGACUGCACACGCGGAAGGGCCGGAUUUUACAGCAGGUGAAUUCUGUCUUCCAAGCAGCAAUCGCUGUGUCCGAUGGUCCGGGGACAGGACUGGCCAAAACAAGGACUGCGCUCCCCCCGGCGGGCGCCUGCGCAGCGGGCGGAACCGAUCUCCCAGGCCCCUCGCACCCCCGCUGCUCCCCAGCACUGGGCUUCCCCACCUGCCUGCUCUGCUCCCCGCUCUGUCUCUG